Molecule: messenger RNA, 1606 nt
Organism: Leptidea sinapis
Lineage: Eukaryota; Metazoa; Arthropoda; Insecta; Lepidoptera; Pieridae
Gene: Usp39
Product: U4/U6.U5 tri-snRNP-associated protein 2
Exons: 10
Coding region: 119-1570 (483 amino acids)
Biological process (GO): mRNA processing; protein deubiquitination; spliceosomal complex assembly
Molecular function (GO): cysteine-type deubiquitinase activity; zinc ion binding
Source: RefSeq, a predicted model, not a curated record
AAAAAAAAAGAAUUUGUAAACACUAAACAGAAACAUACAAGUACCUAUCUUUUCUUAUAAUUUAAUUAUUCUGUUAGAGAAUAAGACAAAAAGCGCUCUGAAUUAUAAGUUUUAAAUCAUGGAUGAAAAACAUAUAAGAAAACGUAAGCUAACCGAAGAAAAUGGUACAGAAAUUUCAUCGAAAACCUCAAAACCAGCAUCGAUUCAGUGUCCAUAUCUAGACACUAUUAACAGACACGUCUUGGAUUUUGAUUUUGAAAAACUUUGCUCAGUUUCUCUUACCAGGAUUAAUGUUUAUGCAUGUUUAGUAUGUGGGAAAUAUUUUCAGGGGCGAGGAACAAACACACAUGCUUAUACACACUCAGUUGCGGAAAGCCACCAUGUAUACUUGAAUCUCCACACUCUUAAAUUCUACUGUUUACCAGAUAAUUAUGAAGUUAUAGAUUCUUCUCUGAAUGACAUCAAAUAUGUUCUUAAUCCAAUCUUUACAACAGAACAAAUUAAACAAUUGGACUAUAACACUAAAAUGUCUCGGGCUAUUGAUGGAACAAUGUAUAUGCCUGGCAUUGUGGGACUUAACAAUAUAAAAGCCAAUGAUUACUGCAAUGUUAUACUACAGUGCUUAGCUCAAGUAAGGCCUUUAAGGAAUUAUUUCCUACGUGAAGAGAACUAUGCUGAUGUGAAGAGACCACCGGGUGACUCUUCUUUUCUACUUGUGCAAAGAUUUGGAGAACUCCUUCGUAAGCUGUGGAAUCCAAGAGCAUUUAAAGCACAUGUGUCUCCACAUGAGAUGUUACAAGCUGUAGUGCUUUGGUCUAAGAAAAGAUACCAGUUCAUUAAACAAAGUGAUCCGAUAGACUUCUUGUCAUGGUUUCUCAAUUCAUUGCACAUGGCUCUCAACGGUACAAAGAAAACCAACAGCUCUAUCAUUUAUAAGUCAUUUUUGGGACACAUGAGGAUUUAUACAAGAAAGCUUCCACCACCAGACGCGGAUGACGCAGCAAAAGUAGAUUUAAAUAGUGAAGAGUACAGUGAAAUGAUAACGGAAUCCCCCUUCCUCUACUUAACCUGCGACUUACCUCCAACACCACUGUUUACUGAUGAGUUCAGAGAGAAUAUCAUUCCGCAGGUCAAUUUAUAUCAACUUUUGUCAAAAUUCAACGGCCAGGUAUCAAAGGAAUAUAAGACAUACAAGGAGAAUUUCUUAAAGAGAUUCGAAAUUACACAGCUACCGCCAUAUUUGAUACUUUACAUUAAAAGAUUUACUAAAAAUACAUUUUUUGUUGAAAAAAAUCCUACAGUCGUGAAUUUUCCUGUUAAAAAUGUAGACUUCGGCGACAUCCUGACACCAGAAAUAAAAGCAAAACAUAACGGUAAAACAACAUAUGAACUGGUGGGGAACAUAGUUCAUGAUGGAACACCUGAGAAGGGCACAUACAGAGCCCAUGUUCUGCAUAAACCAACACAGCAGUGGUAUGAAAUGCAAGAUCUUCAUGUUACAAGUAUUUUGCCGCAAAUGAUAACAUUGACUGAAGCCUAUAUACAAAUAUAUGAGUUAAACGAAGAUUAGUUUUAAGAUUAUUUAAAUAAAAUUAUUUAAAAAAAA